Molecule: messenger RNA, 1014 nt
Organism: Aspergillus campestris IBT 28561
Lineage: Eukaryota; Fungi; Ascomycota; Eurotiomycetes; Eurotiales; Aspergillaceae
Product: aromatic alcohol reductase
Exons: 2
Coding region: 1-1014 (337 amino acids)
Molecular function (GO): oxidoreductase activity
Source: RefSeq, a predicted model, not a curated record
AUGUCCAAGUACGCCAAAGACCAGCCCACCGGCUUCGAGAAUGCCAUCGAGAGAGUCGCCAUUGUCGGUGCCGGAGGCACCAUCGGUUCAAACAUCGUCACCUCCCUCCUCCAAACCGGUAAACACACCAUCACAGCCCUCACCCGCAAAGACAGCACCAACACCCUCCCCGCCGGGGUCCUCGUCGCCCCAGUAGACUACGCCGACGAAGCCACCCUCAUCGCCGCGCUCAAAGACCAGCAAUUCCUGAUCAUCACGAUGGCCCCCACUGCCCCCCGGGACACCCACAGCAAGCUCGUCCAAGCAGCCGCCAAGGCGGGCGUCCCCUACGUCAUGCCCAACGGGUACGGCGGGGACAUUGACAACGUCAGACUCGAAAACGAGACGAUGCUGGGACCGAUAGGCAAGGGCCAAAGGGCGGAGAUUGAGAGCCUCGGCAUGAAGUGGAUUACCGUGUGCUGUGGUUUCUGGUACGAUUAUAGCCUGGCGGGCGGGGAGGCGCGCUUUGGGUUCGACUUUGAUAAGCGGGCCUUGACUAUCUACGAUGAUGGCAAUGCGAAGAUCUCGACCUCGACGCUGGCGCAGGUUGGGCGCGCUGUGGCUAGCGUGCUGAGUCUCAAGGAGCUUCCGGAUGAUGAGAACGACAAGAGUCUUACGCUGUCGGCGUUCCUCAACAAGGGAGUGUAUGUUAAGAGCUUCGUGGUCAGCCAGAACGACAUGUUUGAGAGCGUCAAGCGCGUCACGGGCACCACCGACGCCGACUGGACUGUUACGCACGAGGCUAGCAAGAAGCGGUACGAGGAUGGGCUGGCGCUGGUUAGAACGGGGAAUAUGGCGGGCUUUGGCAAGAUGUUGUAUGCCAGGAUGUUUUACCCUGGUGAUUCGGGCGAGUUCUCGACCAAGGUGCAGAAUGGGCUGCUUGGGUUGCCGGAGGAGACCUUGGAUGAGGGAACUAAGGCUGGGGUGGAUCUGGUUGAGGUUUUGCUGAGUCGUGUUGAGCGGAUGGCUUCUUAG